Molecule: messenger RNA, 1701 nt
Organism: Drosophila arizonae
Lineage: Eukaryota; Metazoa; Arthropoda; Insecta; Diptera; Drosophilidae
Gene: Flo2
Product: flotillin-2
Biological process (GO): regulation of myoblast differentiation; protein localization to plasma membrane
Cellular component (GO): cytoplasmic vesicle; flotillin complex; plasma membrane
Molecular function (GO): protease binding
Source: RefSeq, a predicted model, not a curated record
CAUUGCCAAUUCGAUUGUGGAGUUCUGCGGUGCCGGAAUAAAUAAAUGUUCGUUGCUCGCUGGCGCAUACCAAUUAGUUACAAAUAAAAAUAAAUAACAUUCAAGUGCUUGCGAUCGUGUGUAUUGUCUUCGAUCCGAGUCCAGAGGAGCCGACAAUCGUACACAAACGUACAGGAUUCAAAGUGAAUUAGCCAAUUAGGAGGACAGCCCCAACGACAAAGUCUUCCAGCAUGGGCAACAUACACACAACGGGCCCCAAUGAGGCGUUAAUUGUUUCAGGUGGCUGCUGCGGCUCGACGAAGAAGCGAACAAUUGUCGGCGGCUGGGCCUGGGCCUGGUGGCUGGUGACGGACGUGCAGCGGCUCUCGCUGAACGUGAUGACGCUGAAUCCGAUGUGCGAGAACGUGGAGACCGCUCAGGGCGUACCGCUGACGGUGACUGGCGUGGCGCAGUGCAAGAUCAUGAAGUCAUCUUCGUAUAAAAAUAAUGAUUAUGCUAACAACGAGGCCGACGAGCUGCUAGGCACGGCCAGCGAACAAUUCCUGGGCAAGAGCGUCAAGGAGAUCAAGCAGACCAUUCUGCAAACCCUGGAAGGACAUCUGCGCGCCAUAUUAGGAACGCUUACAGUCGAAGAAGUCUACAAAGAUCGCGACCAGUUCGCUGCGCUUGUGCGCGAGGUAGCCGCACCGGAUGUCGGCCGCAUGGGCAUCGAGAUUCUGUCCUUUACCAUCAAGGAUGUCUACGAUGAUGUGCAGUACUUGGCCUCGCUGGGCAAGGCGCAGACGGCGGUGGUGAAGCGUGACGCGGAUGCGGGCGUGGCGGAGGCCAAUCGUGACGCUGGCAUCCGGGAGGCCGAGUGCGAGAAGAGCGCCAUGGAUGUGAAGUACUCGACGGACACGAAGAUCGAGGACAAUACGCGCAUGUACAAGCUGCAGAAGGCCAACUUCGAUCAGGAGAUCAACACGGCCAAGGCCGAGUCGCAGCUGGCCUACGAGCUGCAGGCGGCCAAGAUACGCCAGCGCAUCCGCAACGAGGAGAUCCAGAUCGACGUUGUCGAGCGCCGCAAGCAGAUCGAGAUCGAGUCGCAGGAAGUGCAGCGCAAAGACCGUGAGCUCAUCGGCACCGUCAAGCUGCCCGCCGAGGCCGAGGCCUAUCGCGUGCAGACAAUCGCCCAGGGCAAACAAUGUCAGACCAUUGAGAGCGCCAGAGCCGAGGCGGAGCGCAUCCGGAAGAUCGGCGCGGCGGAAGCUCACGCCAUCGAGCUGGUGGGCAAGGCGGAGGCGGAGCGCAUGCGAAUAAAGGCGAAUGUCUAUAAGCAGUACGGCGAUGCUGCCAUCAUGAACAUUGUGCUCGAGUCACUGCCCAAGAUCGCUGCAGAGGUGGCGGCCCCAUUGGCCAAGACGGAUGAGAUCGUCCUGAUCGGAGGCAACGACAAUCUAACCAACGAUGUGACACGCCUGGUGGCCCAGCUGCCGCCCUCGAUCAAUGCGCUGACCGGGGUGGAUCUCUCCAAGGUGCUGUCCAAGAUACCCGGAGCCAAGGCGUGAAACCUAAUCGAAUGGGAUGUGCAGCAAAUGGCAAUGACAACGUAACCCCAAAAGGAAUUGCAACUGGAAAUGACGGAACGAGAAGGACAAAGAGAAGGAGAAAGAGAGAGAGAGAGAGAGAGAGAGAGAGAGGCAACCAAAAACGAGAACGAUA